UUCACAUUUUCUUUUUCCUUCAACAUCUCAACGCCACUGAGGCCAUCUCUGUUUUUUCUUAUUCUUUACAGAUUCAACAAAGUCCAGAACGAAGCCUUGUUUUCUUCCGUAUGUGAAAAUCAGUCCCUCGCUUCUCAAUUUUGAUCCAUAUUUAGGAUUCCAAACCAGGGUUGUUUGUGUCAAGCAGGUGAAAAUCACGGUGCUUCUCGUGGACUGUGAAUAGGUCAAAUUGCACAAAUUUUACUUUCUAGGUUUUACAGUGAGGUUAACAGAAAUUUGGGCGUUUGGAUUUUGAUUUGAAUUCUGUCAUGGAGUGCAACAAGGAUGAGGCUUUGAGGGCCAGAAAAAUUGCUGAAGCUAGAAUGCAAAGUGGUGAAUUUCAAGAGGCUCUCAAGUUUGCUACCAAGGCCAAAAACCUUUAUCCGGAUGUGGGAAACAUCAGCCAUGUUCUUACGAUUUGUGAGGUUCAUAAUGCUGCACAGAGAAAACUCUCUCCCUCUGAAAUGGAUUGGUAUGCGAUUCUUCAGAUUGAAAGACUGGCGGAUGAAACAGCCAUAAAGAAACAGUACAAGAGGCUUGCACUCCUACUUCAUCCUGAUAAAAAUAAGUUUGGUGGUGCAGAAACUGCUUUCAAAUUGGUUGGGCAAGCCAAUGGGGUUUUGAGUGACCAAGCAAAACGUUCUUUGUAUGACAAGCAGUUUGCUGUCUCUGUGAAAAGCCGACCUGUGCCGAAAUCCGCGGAUUCCAAGAAGAAAGCUGACCAGAAUACAUUCUGGACAUGUUGCCAACAUUGUAAAACUAACUACCAGUUGUUCAUGCCGUUUGUGAAUUCAACCAUAAGCUGCAAACAGUGUUUGAAGUUCUUUAAAGCUUGUGCUAUUCCUUUGGUAAAUAUCCAGAAGAAGUCUCCAAUGCAUGGUCCCCGAAAACCAGCCUCUGAAAGUACCGGUGGAAAAACCCCUGGUGGAGGAGAACAUGCUAGUGCGUUUGUAAGGCCAAAUCCUAUGUCUAUGAAAAAAUGUUCUUCUGGCGUUGGUGGUCCUCCAUGCACAGGCGCGGAAUCACAAACUUCUAAAAAUGUUGGAAGUAAAAGAGUUAGGCAGUCAGCACCAGACUCAGGAAAAAGUUUCAAAGCUGGUAAUAUUUAUGAGAUGAAAGAUGCUUAUGUUCGAGAAAACGAUAUUGAUCCUUCAGGACUUGAUGCAGGGAGAUCUUGUAGACAAAAGCAACAUGUUUGA
This is a messenger RNA of Vigna umbellata (rice bean), 1238 nucleotides long. RefSeq lists its product as uncharacterized. The record is from RefSeq and is a predicted model, not a curated record. NCBI's taxonomy places the organism in Eukaryota, Viridiplantae, Streptophyta, Magnoliopsida, Fabales, Fabaceae.